AUGCAGUAUGCAGAAGAAGUGGCUGCUCUUAACAAGAAUUUAUCGAAAGAAAACAUGAAGGCCAACCUGGAACGAUUCACAUCAUUUCAUACUCGCUAUUACAAAUCUCAGACGGGAAUCCGAUCGGCAACGUGGCUGUUCGACCAAGUUCAGAGAGUUGUCUCUGAGUCUGGAGCCGCUGAGUAUGGUGCAACUGUUGAGCGAUUCUCUCAUCCAUGGGGUCAGUUCAGCAUUAUUGCCCGAAUACCCGGCCGAACGAACAAGACUGUGGUGCUGGGCGCCCAUCAGGACAGCAUCAAUUUGUUUCUCCCGUCAAUCUUGGCUGCUCCCGGUGCUGAUGACGAUGGAAGUGGAACUGUCACCAUUCUUGAAGCGUUGCGCGGUCUGCUGCAGUCAGACGCCAUUGCCAAGGGUAAUGCAUCCAAUACUGUCGAGUUCCACUGGUACUCUGCAGAAGAAGGCGGAAUGCUGGGCUCCCAGGCAAUAUUUUCCAAUUACAAGCGGAAUAGGCGGGAAAUCAAAGCCAUGCUCCAGCAAGACAUGACUGGCUACGUCCAGGGAGCUUUGAACGCCGGUGUUGAGGAAGCCAUAGGAAUUAUGGUCGAUUAUGUCGACCAGGGCCUCACACAGUUUCUCAAGGACGUUGUUACAGCGUACUGCUCUGUGGGUUACCUGGAGACGAAGUGCGGAUAUGCCUGCUCCGACCACACCUCGGCCAGUAAAUAUGGUUAUCCCGCGGCUAUGGCGACAGAAGCAGAGAUGGAAAAUACCAAUAAGAAGAUACAUACUACCGACGACAAGAUCAAGUAUUUGAGCUUCGAUCAUAUGUUGGAGCAUGCCAAGUUGAGUCUUGGCUUCGCUUUCGAAUUGGCAUUUGCGCCGUUUUAA
Messenger RNA from Aspergillus fumigatus Af293, 888 nucleotides. It is a transcript of the gene lap1, whose product is annotated as putative aminopeptidase. Gene Ontology annotation, molecular function: metalloexopeptidase activity. Gene Ontology annotation, biological process: proteolysis. Lineage: Eukaryota; Fungi; Ascomycota; Eurotiomycetes; Eurotiales; Aspergillaceae. The record is from RefSeq and is a predicted model, not a curated record.